AUGGCGUUCAACUUCAACUGGUCGCCGUUGAUGGCGGACGCGGGCUUCUACACCCGCGCCCAAGACCUGCUGACAGCCGCGCUCAAUAAGUCGCCCAAACCCCCGAUCAUCGUCGACGACAUCAUCGUCACCGAGCUGAAUCUCGGCUCCAUACCACCAGAGCUGGAGAUCCUGGAAAUCGGCGACAUCGCCGAGGAUCGCUUUCGCGGCAUCUUUAAGAUGUCUUACUCUGGCGAUGCCUACCUGACGUUGAAGACUCGAGUGCAGGCGAAUCCGCUCAACACCUUCCUCCUCACACGACCCGCCUUUGCCUCGCCGCUACCUCUUGCUGCUGCCACCCCACUCACCAUCCCUCUACAAAUCACCCUUUCCGACUUCAAGCUCUCCGGUUUCGUUAUAUUGGUCUUCUCGAAACAAAAAGGCAUUACAGUGGUGUUUCGCAAUGAUCCCCUGGAAUCGCUCAAGGUGUCAUCGACGUUCGAUUCGAUCCCGUUCGUUCGCGACUUCUUGCAGAAAGAAAUCGAAGCCCAACUCCGGAUUUUGUUCAUGGACGAGCUCCCCGCCAUCAUCCACCGACUGUCGUUGCGACUAUGGGAUCCCGAAUACCGCGCUGGGGAAGUGUCAGAGAACCAAGCAGAGAACACGGAAAACUCGACCAGCGAAGGCCCCGGGCAAGACCCUUUGGCCAGCCCGCCCCAGGAUCCCGUAGAUGCUCUGGGUAAUGCGCUGAACGAGUCCGAGAUUGCUUCGCUUUCGCUGGACUCCUCGGUGGAGACCCAUUCCCUGUUCUCGCAGAAGAAUCUGCUCCGCCUAGCCGCCCUGACGGACUCUCAACGAACCUUGUCUCUGUUCACUCCGUCCAUCCAGGAAGUGGUGUACCGAGCGUGGACAUCUCCAACAGAACCCAACGAACUGGCUGCAAGUGUCAUCUCUCCUCUCAGCCCGCCGCUUUCGCGGACACAUUCGCAGAUCGGCAGCAUGUCGUCCUCGGUCCACGAAACCGCUAGCACGGUCUCUAUGCAAAGCCGCCCAUCCAUCGGAGGUCAUUCCUUCAGCAGUUACGGGUUGAGUCUGGGCUCUGGACGUCACUCGAAAGCCCAUUCCCGCAGAAGAAAGAAGCGCGUGGUGGAUCUGCGUGCUCGUCCGAAGACGACGGAUGACGCCUUGAGUGUGAGCGACGACAGUACCAUGACGGAAUCCAUUAGCGCCCAGUCUAUCUACUCUGCGCCUCUUCCCAUUGUCAACGAGCAAUCGGAUGACCCGGUGACACCGCCGCUAUCUCCGGAGACGGACUCCCACCUGCUUUCGGUCCCCGAAGGGCACCGCAUGAGUCUCUCGCGGCCAUCUCGUCGCCGCAGCUCGCUGAAUCUCGAGAAUGCCGACCUAUCCUACUCCGUUGAGACCAUUCGUGGACCCAAGGCAGUAGAUGUGGACGCCACGCCGCGCGCCACCAUGCGCUAUCCCAAUGAGAAGGCCGAGGCCGGUCCAUCGUCCGGUUCAUCUCGGCCACCGUUGCCUUCUAAGAUCCUUCCGUUCACCAAGAACGAACGCGCGGCUGACCAUACCGUCGACCCUGUGCUGGUCGAACACCUUGCCGGCGAGAUUGCUCGCCGCAUGCGCGAAGAGAAGUUGGUGGCCACCAACUCAGGUAACAACUUCUGGGACCGCCACCACGAGGAAUCCCCUCCACCAGCUUAUGGCCAUUAA
This is a messenger RNA of Penicillium riverlandense, 1707 nucleotides long. Its product is annotated as MDM34 family protein. Lineage: Eukaryota; Fungi; Ascomycota; Eurotiomycetes; Eurotiales; Aspergillaceae. Bases 1 to 1707 code for a protein of 568 amino acids. The transcript is spliced from 2 exons. Gene Ontology annotation, molecular function: lipid binding. The record is from RefSeq and is a predicted model, not a curated record. Gene Ontology annotation, biological process: phospholipid transport; mitochondrion organization. Gene Ontology annotation, cellular component: ERMES complex.